Molecule: messenger RNA, 1515 nt
Organism: Nerophis lumbriciformis (worm pipefish)
Lineage: Eukaryota; Metazoa; Chordata; Actinopteri; Syngnathiformes; Syngnathidae
Source: RefSeq, a predicted model, not a curated record
AUGGAAACCGAUGUGACCGGCGUGACAGCGCUGUUUUCGCAAGCCUAUGCGCGCCAGCACCACAUUCUGCCCGUCGGGGUUGACGCCGACCGGGCGGUGAUUGCCACCAGUGAGCCGUUUCAGCUCGGCUGGGUGCAGGAUCUGCGACACGUGCUACGCACCCAGAUCAAGGUGGUGAUAGCCGACCCGGUCGAUAUUCGCCGCUACCAGACCGAGUUUUAUAAUGUCAGUCGGUCGGUUCAGGGUGCGAACCGACUAAAGAAGCGCAGUGAUACUGACAUCCAGAACUUCGAACAACUGGUUGAGCUGGGUAACAAAGGCGAGCUAAACGCCGACGACCAGCAUGUUGUCCACAUCGUUGACUGGUUACUGCAAUACGCAUUCGAGCAGCGCGCCAGCGAUAUCCACCUCGAACCACGAAGAGAGCGUGGCAAUGUCCGCUUCCGUAUCGAUGGAAAACUGCAUCAGGUUUACCAGAUGCCGACGCCGGUGAUGGCAGCCGUCACUUCACGUAUCAAGAUCCUUGGCCGAAUGGAUUUAGCGGAGAAACGCCGGCCGCAGGACGGGCGCAUGAAAACCCGGCGAUCAGGUGGCGCCGAAGUGGAACUGCGGCUGUCUACCAUGCCCACGGCGUUUGGCGAAAAGUGUGUGAUGCGGAUUUUCGAUCCCGAAAUGGCCAACCAGUCUUUCGAUGGACUGGGCUUUUCCGCACCCGAGGCAGAAUCAUGGCGCAAGAUGGUCGAGCGUUCUCAAGGACUGGUGUUGGUUACUGGUCCGACCGGCUCGGGUAAGACCACGACGCUCUACACCACCCUGAAAAUGCUGGCUUCGCCCGACAUCAAUGUGUGCACGGUAGAAGACCCAAUCGAGAUGGUUGCUCCCGAGUUUAAUCAGAUGCAGGUUCAAACCAAGAUCGGCGUGAAUUUUGGCGAGGGCGUGCGCACACUGUUACGGCAAGACCCUGACGUCAUCAUGAUCGGUGAAAUCCGCGACCUGGAAACAGCAGAGAUGGCGAUUCAGGCAUCGCUAACUGGGCACCUUGUAAUUUCUACAUUGCACACUAACGAUGCGCCGUCCAGUAUCGUGCGUUUGCUCGAUCUUGGCGUGCCACACUAUCUGUUGCGCGGAACACUGGUUGGUAUCGUUGCACAACGGCUGGCUCGCACGCUUUGUCCGCACUGUAAGGCGCCGGCUGCGAUUGAUCCGUUGUUGUGGCAAAGCCUGGUGCAGGACUGGCCACUACCGCUGCCUAGCAAGGGCCAGAAUGCGAAUGGUUGUUUGAAGUGUCGUGAGACAGGCUAUCUGGGACGCACUGCGAUCUACGAGAUGCUUGAAGUCAAUGAUGAAAUAACCGCCGCGCUAGAUGCGGAGAUUAACCCGGUGGCACUCACGCGGCUUGGCUAUCAACACGGGUUGCGACCGCUGCGAAUCGCUGCGGCGCUGAAGGUAAACAUUGGAAUUACCACGGCCACUGAAGCAUUGCGGGUUACACCGCCUGCGAUUCGACGACAAUGA